UUUACCCUUUCAUCCCAUCUUCUGCGGCAGGGUAUUUACUUGGGCUGCCGUUUUGGCCUGGCUGCAUUAUUCAUCUGGGCAAUCGGCAUUCUCGCUGCGGGUCAAUCUUCUACCAUGACUGGAACCUACUCUGGACAAUUCGUGAUGGAAGGAUUCUUAUCGCUCACUUGGAAACGCUGGCAAAGGGUUUUGCUUACGCGUUCUAUUGCUAUAAUGCCCACCAUCCUGGUUGCUGUCUUUUCGGGUUAG
Protopolystoma xenopodis is the source of this 249-nucleotide messenger RNA. The record is from the annotation of a GenBank genome assembly. Lineage: Eukaryota; Metazoa; Platyhelminthes; Monogenea; Polystomatidea; Polystomatidae.